AUGGCGCCUGCCGUACCCACCCUGCUCCUUGUGCUCCUUCUUGCUUCACUUGCUCCUGGGCAGAGACAAAGGAGGCCCCCAGCCCUGGAGAGUCUCUUUGAGAAGAUCAAGAUACAGGAGAACUUUGACCUCCAGCAGUUCUCAGGGAAGUGGUUCCUGGUUGGUGUGGCCUCCAAAUGUGACUACCUAAGAGAAUAUAAUCACCAGUUGGAAGCAACAACCAUGGCGGUGUCUGCCUCGGAAGGGAAGUCGCUGGCCAUCAGUACCUUCCGGAAACUGGAUGGAGUAUGCUGGGAGAUUAAGCAGCAGUACCGCUCCACCAAAGCCCAGGGGCGAUUUCUCCUGAAAAGCCGUGGCAGCAACGUGGAUGUGGUGGUGGGGGAGACAGAUUACAGCAGCUACGCCAUCCUGUACUACCAGAAGCUCCGGAAGAUCUCCAUCAAGCUCUUUGGACGCAGCGUCAGGGUCAGUGAUGCCAUCGUGGGUAAAUUCGAGCAGCGCAUCACAGAGAUGAACAUGAGCGAGGACUUCACCUACUACUUCCCCACGUAUGGGUUCUGUGAGUCCGCAGAUCAAUUUCAUCUGCUCGAUGAAACGAAGAUUUAGGUGAAGAGGGAAAUGCCAGAGACCCCGGGAGCCAACCAGCCACAUCUGCAGCCAUGCUGGGUGCAGGAGC
Gopherus evgoodei (Goodes thornscrub tortoise) is the source of this 676-nucleotide messenger RNA. RefSeq names its product complement C8 gamma chain (gene C8G). Bases 1 to 606 code for a protein of 201 amino acids. The record is from RefSeq and is a predicted model, not a curated record. Gene Ontology annotation, biological process: complement activation. The transcript is spliced from 7 exons. Lineage: Eukaryota; Metazoa; Chordata; Testudines; Testudinidae. Gene Ontology annotation, cellular component: membrane attack complex.